This is a messenger RNA of Plasmopara halstedii, 234 nucleotides long. RefSeq lists its product as uncharacterized. The record is from RefSeq and is a predicted model, not a curated record. The coding region runs from base 1 to 234 and encodes 77 amino acids. The transcript is spliced from 2 exons. NCBI's taxonomy places the organism in Eukaryota, Oomycota, Peronosporomycetes, Peronosporales, Peronosporaceae.
AUGGAUUUCGAAGAACUCCAAAGGCUUCUGCAUUUAUUUAUUACUCGGUGUGGUCCUCAGCACAGUACCGUGGCCUCCCGAUCAGUGACGAAUGCCUGUAAACUGAGCCAUCUUGCUGUACAAAACUUUUAUCGUGGUGCGACAGCAAAUCCGCUUAUUCUUCUUACUCUAGACAUCUUUCUCCAAAGGCAUGCUCGAGAGCAUCCUUUACCGAAGACUCCGGAGCAUACAUGA